Molecule: messenger RNA, 261 nt
Organism: Globicephala melas (long-finned pilot whale)
Lineage: Eukaryota; Metazoa; Chordata; Mammalia; Artiodactyla; Delphinidae
Source: RefSeq, a predicted model, not a curated record
AUGGAAUCAGUUGUACCACUGAAGAAGCAGCUCCUGAAUGUCAAACUAAGGGAGCUGGCAAGCUGGAUACUAAUGCGGGAUUUCAUCCUUAAAGGAACUGCUGGAGCGUUUCAAAGAGGUUAUUACUGGUAUUACAAGUAUUUCAACAUGAAGAAAGGGAGCAUUGUAGGGCUUUCUAUGUUGCUGGCAGCUUAUGUGCUUUUCAGCUACUGCAGUUCUUACAAGGAACUUAAACAUGAGCAGCCAAGUGAGUACCUCUGA